Messenger RNA from Conger conger (European conger), 822 nucleotides. Its product is annotated as fibroblast growth factor-binding protein 2-like. The coding region runs from base 1 to 822 and encodes 273 amino acids. The record is from RefSeq and is a predicted model, not a curated record. Gene Ontology annotation, molecular function: growth factor binding. Gene Ontology annotation, biological process: cell-cell signaling. The transcript has a single exon. NCBI's taxonomy places the organism in Eukaryota, Metazoa, Chordata, Actinopteri, Anguilliformes, Congridae.
AUGCCCUCUUUGUCCCCGGGGCCCAUAAGUACGAGCGGGGCCCUCACCCCCAGCCCGUACAGGCAGGGAGACUCCGCCAUUACCACCGCAGUAACCAUGGCGAUCGCGCUGCGCACCCCGCUGAUCCUCGCCUGCUGCCUGUGGGCGGCGGCCGCUCAGAACGACAGCGCUAAGAAGAGCGUGUGGGACGACCCGGUGCGCUUCAGCUCCAAAGCCAAGGACGCCUGCAUGAUGCACGUGUCAGGCCAGGGAGACUUCACCAAGCUGCGCAUCUCCUGCCGCAGCCAGGCCAGGUCCUACUACUGCGACUACCAGGGCAAGCCCAACUUCUGCCGCGCAUACAGCACCAACCCGCGCCACUACUUCACCCAGAUCAUGUGGGAGCUGCGCAAGCUGCCCCAGGCCUGCCAGGGGCCCAAGGUGCUGAGGGCCACCAUGUGUAAGAAGGCUCCUGAGGAGGCCCAGAUGGUGUUCGUCAGCGCCUGGCCCAAACCUACCGCUGCCAAGACCCCGGCGAAGAUCACCUACGAGAAGACGCCCCAGCAAGCCAAACCCGCCACCACCCCCAAGCACAUCACCCCGAAACCUGCCGCCCCGAAACCCGUCACCCCCAAACCCGCAGACAAAAAGCCCCAGCCCGCCAAGCCAGCGGCCAAGGCCCCCCAGCCCAGGAAGACCACGCCCAAGCCCACCAAGGGCUCGACCACGCCCAAACCCACAGAGCCGACCGGGGAGAGCCGCGCCGUCAAGAUGGCGCAGGAGUACUGCUGGAAGUCCAUGCAGGGGGUCUGCACCUACUUCAUCAGCUGGUUCCAACGCUAA